Perca fluviatilis (European perch) is the source of this 1759-nucleotide messenger RNA. RefSeq names its product farnesyl diphosphate synthase (farnesyl pyrophosphate synthetase, dimethylallyltranstransferase, geranyltranstransferase) (gene fdps). Lineage: Eukaryota; Metazoa; Chordata; Actinopteri; Perciformes; Percidae. Gene Ontology annotation, biological process: trans, trans-farnesyl diphosphate biosynthetic process. The record is from RefSeq and is a predicted model, not a curated record. Gene Ontology annotation, molecular function: (2E,6E)-farnesyl diphosphate synthase activity; dimethylallyltranstransferase activity. Gene Ontology annotation, cellular component: cytoplasm.
UCGCUCUUGUUUACUGAGUUCAGUGGACUAAGAGACCAUGGAGCGAACUACGUUGGUAGAGUUAGUUUUCCUCAACCGAAACAAAUGUAACGUUAUAUGGUUUAGCGUUAGUUACGUUACUGCUAGCUAAUGUUGCAGUCCGACAUGUUUGAGCUAAGCUUGUUUACGGUUAGUCAGAGAUUUUGGACGGUUGGUUGAGAAUGAGCCGUCACCUGAGCUUGAUCAUUAAUGCCCCUAAAAUAAUCCGGACCAUGUGGAAGGCCGUGUUCCCUCUUAAAUUAGAAACCACACCUAUUCUGCUGUGCAUCUCGUCUUUCCAGGGGGACAGCAAUUGCAAUGGGACGCACAGCAACAAAAAAGCGUUACUGUCAGAUCCUCAGCUGUUUGAAGCCCAGUUUGAUGAGCUGGUGACGGAGCUUUCAGAGAGGGACUUCGCCGACCCUGCGCUGGCUGAUGCUCUGGCCAGGUUGAGAGAGGUUUUGGUGUACAUCCCUGGAGGAACAGGACGCGGAAAAAUCUGCACGCGGGCUCUGUUGGUUGGCUGGUGCAUUGAGUUGCUUCAGGCCUUUUUCCUGGUGGCAGAUGAUAUCAUGGAUGGAUCUGUGACCCGGAGAGGACAGCCCUGCUGGUACAAAAAGGAUGGCAUAGGUCUGGAUGCGAUCAACGAUUCAUUUCUCUUAGAAGGGUCAAUCUACAGACUGCUUCGGAGACAUUGCAGGGAUCAGCCCUAUUACGUUCGCCUACUAGAGCUAUUUACUGAGGUAACUUUCCAAACAGAGCUUGGCCAAGCUCUGGACCUCAUGACGGCUCCCCCUGGUCAGGUUGACCUCAACAGAUUCACCAUUGAGAGAUACAAAGCUAUUGUGAAAUACAAGACGGCCUUUUACUCUUUUUAUCUCCCAGUGGCAGCUGCAAUGUACAUUGCAGGGAUUGAGAGUGAAGUGGAACACAAUAAUGCCAAAAACAUCUUACUGGAGAUGGGAGAGUUCUUUCAAAUACAGGAUGACUACUUAGACUGUUAUGGAGACCCUGCUGUGACAGGAAAGAUUGGUACAGACAUCCAAGAUAACAAAUGCAGCUGGCUGGUGGUGACGGCCCUGGAAACCAUGACCCCUGAACAGCGAGCAGAGCUGGAGGGAUGUUACGGGCGCCACGAUGAUGCCUGUGUGGAAAAGGUCAAAGCACUGUACAACACCCUGCAAAUGCCAACACUGUACCACAAAUAUGAGGAAGAGAGCUACAAGCGGCUACAGAAACUCAUCGCUUUACACGCUCAAAACCUUCCGCACUCAGUCUUCCUCAACUUCGCCGAGAAAAUCUACAAGAGGAUCAAGUGAGAGGGAAAGGUGGUCAUAAACCGCGUCAGGUGCAUCAUUGGGUUCCCUUUUGACUUUUAUCAUGCUGCACAGAUCAACUCCUUUUGUUUCUCCACUGCCAACAUCAUGAUCUGAACAGCACAUAGAAAUCAGUUUCUUAACUUAACUUGGUUUGUGGAUGUUUGGUUGUGAAUGUCAUCAAACAGCCUUCCUCUUUUGCUCCAUAAUACCUAUUUAUUGAACCCAGUACAUAAUGUAGAGUGUCUUCAGGUGUUUCUCCCCAGAAGAAUCCCAUGGAUAAAAGGAAGACACUGAAAUGAAUCGCACAUCGUCUAGCAGCAGGAUGAAGAUAGAUAAUCGUAGCAGUUAUUAUGGUGUAGGAAAAUAUAAAGUCUGUACUGGCCUGAAUGUUAUUGCUUUUAAUAAAUAAUGUAUAAACAGUG